Molecule: messenger RNA, 639 nt
Organism: Spinacia oleracea (spinach)
Lineage: Eukaryota; Viridiplantae; Streptophyta; Magnoliopsida; Caryophyllales; Amaranthaceae
Exons: 1
Coding region: 1-639 (212 amino acids)
Source: RefSeq, a predicted model, not a curated record
AUGAAGUCGCCGGUGGAAACUCGGGACAGCUCGCUUUACUGUAAGUUCCAUUGUGAUGUGGGACAUGAAACAAAAGAUUGCAAGUCUCUACGAAGAGCUCUUGAUGGAUUAGCCGCCAAAGGGUUUCUGAAAUCCUAUCUUAGCGCGAGCACAGGGGGAAGUGGUAAAAAAUUCUACAAGAAAAGCAAGUCACCGUCAUACCGACGUGAUGACAACGACACUGACCCAGAAAUUGUGGCCGUCAUCUCAGGAGGUCUAGCCGCUGGGGGCCCAACAAUGAGAGGUCAAAAAGACUAUGCAAGCCGGUUGGGACAGGUCAUGUUGUCUGGAAAAACUCCAAUUGACCAUUUCCCUAAAGUGGAGAUUUGUGAAUCUGACAGGGGCAAGAUCGCCACUCCUCAUGACGACCCCUUGGUUAUUGAAUUGAAGGUAGCAAACCUCAAAGUAAGGCGUAUUUUAGUAGAUACGGGGAGUUCGUCAGACAUUAUCAGCAGAGCUUGUCUAAAUCGUCUUGAGCAUGACCCAAAGACAAUUGAAAAGAUACAUUAUCCGAUCAUUGGAUUCAGAGGCGGCAUAAUUCAUCCCCAGGGGAUAAUCACUUUGCCCCUACGUACGAGUUGGAGGCCGGCAUCAAAGUAA